AUGGCGAGUGUGGAUAGCCAGCUGAUGAUGCUCGAGGAUGUGAUCGAACAAUAUUUGAUCAAGGGAGAUGUGCUGAGCAAGAUCCGAAACGAUUCCAGUCGAUCCCUGUUGACGCUUGAUGGCUGUGACCCAGCCAGUGCAAAAGCAUUGGAGGACAAUUUUGAUUUUGUCAUCCAACUAGUCGCCACCUUUGCAAGUGAAUCCCAGUGGCCGUGCCAUUCGAUGUGGAAGGCCGUUUUCAGGAAGAUGGCGGACCGAUAUGGAAUCUUCCCUCCGAGAACGCGCAAGAAGAUCGUUAAGGACUGGAGCUCUGUUACAGCUGGCCAAGCACGCGCUUUGGGAAUCCAUGCUAUGAAGCUGGCAGGCCGAAGCCAUGGUGCAAGGAACCCGAAAAUUCUCCAUAUCAAAACUUUGAUCCACCAAGUUCUUGCUGAAGCUGCACCUGGCGGUGCCAACUUGGAUGUGGAGGAGGCUAUUCGGCGCCAUGUUGAGCACACUGAGGGGCAGGAACCUGAAGCUUCUCUCUCUAGUGGGUCUGACCGCGGAGAGGUCCAGGAAAAGAUGAUCGAUUUGCACGACAGUCAGGAACCAGUUCCACCUGGAAAGACACAAGGGAUCCCAGCUGCUAAUGUUGAGGCAAAAUCUUUGGCUGUAGCAUCAAAACGGCAGGCUGCCAAGGAGAAAGCACCUCUACUCCCAGCUCCAGUAGAACUGGAUGGCAGCUUGGCCCAACAGGUCGCCGUAGUCUCCGACACUCUUGCCUCUUCAGCCAGCAAAGAUGCUGACCUUCUCGCGAGUCAGGCAGAGGUCUUGAAGGCCGCUCGGGGAUCGAAGCGUGGUCAUGAAGCUUCCGAUGGUGAAUCUGAUGGGAAAAAGAAACAAAAGCCUGGGCAGCCUGGGCCUAAGCGAAAGCCUCGGGCAAAGAAAGCACCAACCCAGACAAAGACGAAUAGCGAACCAGAGGAAAGAACAGCGGCUCCUACAGUUGAGUGUAGUUUGGCCACUGAGCCUACGAAACCCAAUGCUGAGCGUGAGCCCGACUCUGGAAACACCCAGCCUCGUCCAAAGCGUGCCCCGCGUCCUCCUGUGAAUCUUCCUCAGCUCUGGACGGAGAAGGAGGCUGUACUGCGCGCAGCUGGAAUUCCAAUUGCACAAGAGUUCUCUGGAGAUCGGAAGAGCUUCACGCUGCACGAUGAGUCUGGCAAUGGGAGUGGCAUCCAGAUUCUGUGGGCAGUGGAUCAGGUGUACGUGAACGAGAUGAAGAAGAAGCUAGAACACUUCGCGCCUAACCGCCAGGGAGGUGUUACUGUUUCUAUCAGAAAGCAAGGAGGUUGGGCAGCGAGUUUCCUUGUGGCCAGGUCGUUAGCCGGAUGGCCAUGA
Messenger RNA from Durusdinium trenchii, 1380 nucleotides. The record is from the annotation of a GenBank genome assembly. NCBI's taxonomy places the organism in Eukaryota, Dinophyceae, Suessiales, Symbiodiniaceae.